GGCGCGCGCGCGCGCUCGCGCAUUCUCCCGACGCCUCGCGCUGCUGACCGGCUGAUCGGGAAGGAAACCUGUCACAUCGGCGCGACGAGCGAGUCAGUGAGCGGACCGACGGAAGGACGGACGGAGACCGGCGAGGAUGGAGGCGAUGAGGGCGGGCUCGUGCACGAGGUAACUGAGGUGGGGCAAGUGGCACGUAACCCCACCCCCUCACCCCACACACACCACCCUACCCCACCCUACCCUAUCUCUCGUUGGUCUUCUAUACCAUGAACUCUGGCUCUGCCCAGGAUGUGGCGGUGGAGCAUUUCCUGCGUGACAUAGAAAGGCGGGGCCAGCGGUUGCACUGCGCUGUGAUUGGCUGCGAGGAGGCACCUCUCCGUGGCGACAUGAACCUGCUGUACCGCAAGAGUCGACUGGACUGGAGACACCGAGAUCAGGAGGGCAAGAAGAGCUGUAAAGAUGCCUCCUCAGCGACGGUUGGGAAGGUGCGUGACCUGGCAUCGUUCCGCCGUCAUUUCCGCAUGGGCUUCAUGACGAUGCCCGCAUCUCAGGACCUCUCGCCGCAUUCCUGCGCCGCCGCCAUGGCGCCGCGCUCUCAGUCAUGCCAUGCCGUGGGCACUGGUGAGGGAGAGGGGCUUGAAAAUGGUGACGACCCUGACUCGGACACUCAGAUGCCCUCUCACACCGGACGAUGCCCCCCAGCUAAGCCCAAACGUCACCCGAGCACCCGUCUCAGCUCCACGCAGCAGCAGGAGCACCCAGUCCGUGGCGGACAUGCACCACCUGACGCCCCUCCACCUCCACCACCCCAACACCCACCCAAACACCCUGAGAAGAAGAAUGCAAUGAAGAAGUCAGACUCCGGUGAAUUACUGGGCAGGAAGGUGCCUCCCCAGAAGCCCAAACGGAGCCCAAGCACCCAAUUGUCCUUUGAUGCUCCACCCCCUCGGCUUCCACCCCCAGCCACGCCCCUGCCAUUCCAGAGUGCUGAGAGCACUGGUGACGAUGAACCUGUAUACAUUGAGAUGGUGGGUCAAGUGUUCACCCGAGAGACGCCUGGUGUGCCAACACCCUCGGCCACAACACCUGACUCUGACUCAGAUCCAGGCGAGGAGGCUAUCUACGAGGAGAUGAAGUAUCCAGUGGCUGAUGAUGCCCACCAGCGACGCCUCCCACCCAAGCAUGAGCGUGCCAAGUCAUCAAAAUCCUACACAUCCUCCUCUGUCUCUUCUUCCUCCACAUCUUCUUCACUCCCUCGGCCCGCAUCCUCAUCACCCUCCUGCCCUUUGCCAUCCUCUAAGCCUAAAUCUGCUGUCUCCAUCUCUCACUCUUCCCCCUUACCUUCAUCUUCCUGCUCUGCCUCCUCCACACCUGUACCUCAGCCUCUCUUAUCCUCACCACACCCUCCUCGAGCCCCUACCCCCUUCCUCUUACCAGGCACCAAAUCAGAGUCAGAGAUUGGCUCCAGUAAGAUCCCAGCACCUUUCCCCAACUUGCUUCAACACAAACCACCUUUGUUGGCUUUCCCACCGCCAAAGAGUGGCUCUGCCAAGCUGGGCUCCACCAGCAGCCCAUCACCAGCUAGCCUACCACCUACCAUUGGCACUUCUGUUUCAAAGGAAUCAAUGAGUGGAGACAAGGAAAAGGAGAGGAAGGAAGGGCCAGCACCAGGCCUACGAGCUCGGAGCCACUCAACACCUUUACCUCCAUCCUCAAAAUCUUCCUCACCAUAUUCACACCAUCAUCAUCAUCACCACCCACACCACCGGCCCUCACACUACCACCACUACCGCAAACCCGAGAAGGAGUCAAGUAAGGCCUCACAGGGUACCUCGCAGUCCUCAACACAAACUCAGACACAGGCCAAAGAGGGAAAGUCAGUCAGUUUUCUACUGAAGUCAGACAAAGCCGAGAGGGAAAGGGAGCGUGAGAGAGAGAGAGACCGAGACCGAGAGAGGGAUCGAGACAGAGAGAGAGACAUGCCAGUCACACAGUCGUCCAGUCAGGUUGACAUGGCUGCCUCAACUGCUGCCACCACAACCACAAGCGUUGCUCCAGCAUCACUGUCUUCAUCCACAUCAUCGGGGACGCCGUCCACAUCCUCAGCAUCACAGAGGCCUCCAUCUCGCUCAGUUCAGCGUUCACACACUCCUCACACACACCUCCCUGCUUAUAAGCCCCCACCUGCAGACAGCCCCCUGCUCUGGACAUAUCCAUCCGCAGGAUUCCGUCGUCCUCCAGCCUAUGACAGCCUGCGUGGUGGCACACCAAUGCCCUCCCUGCAGCCAGAGGGUAGUACCAAGGCUGGGAGCACCCAGGUCCCACAUGCCAAGGCUGGGUUCCUGCCCUGGGAUGCCAGCGGGAGUGGUCUAGGCUUCACUGAUGAUCAGGCGUACUGGCCCAUGCACAGGAAGCUGUCCUUCAGCCAUGGCAGCAGAGAGACAGAGAAAGACGAAGGUCGUGUGUGGAAUGGCAGUACCGAUGCUUUGCUAAGAAGAGACAGAGAUGAUGCUGGGGGUAGCGGCCGGGCUGGAGGAGUUUCUGGAAUUCCUGUGCGGGCAUCGGGAAGAAUUGGGCACAGUGAGAGUUUAGCAGGGGCGGAUGGGCCACCAGGCUUCAGGGUAAUGCCCCGCACAGGACUUCCCCUGCCAUGCCAGACCUUCCCUGCCUGCCGCAAUGGAGAGCUCGGUCGGCUUGGUAGAUCAUCGUCCACAUCUGGAGUGAGACAAGCAGGAGGGGAUGUUCAGAGACAGAGUAGCCUGCCAGCUAGAGAAGCUCUCACUCAGUUGCACGCUCUCUCUCAGGUGCCCUGCAGUCCAUCUCUGGCUCGUGCUCAGGCUCAGACCUUGACUCAGGCUCAGGCUCAGUUCCAUCUGCAGCAGCUCCAGCAGCACCACCUGCAGCUGCAGUUCCAGCACCUGGCCCAGCUGGCAGCGCAGGCUCAGGCCAUGCCGGGCACAGGCAGCAGCACCGCCGGCACGGCAGGCAUCACAGGCACAGCGGGCACAGCCACACAGCGUGACGGCAAGCUGCUGGAGGUCAUAGAGAGGAAGCGGUGCCUGUGCAAGGAGAUCAAAGCCCACCGGCGACCAGAUAAAAGCCUGUGCAAGCAGGACAGCAUGCCCAUCCUACCCAGCUGGAGGAAAACGCCUGAGCCACGGAAGACCGGCACACCGCCUUGUCAGAGACCGCAGGCUGUGGUGUGGGACACGGCUAUCUGACAAAGAGAGACUGAGAUACACUGAUUUGCCACUUUAUUAGCUUCUUGGUCCGUUGGAGGACGAGCGAGGUGGUUGGAGUGCCAAACCUAAAUCGCAGAGCGGCGUAGAUUGACACCCUGCAUGUUUCAGGAUGGUGGAAUCAGAUCGGAUAACCUGUAUCUCGGUGGAUCUGAAGAUGGAUCCAUGACUCUGUAUCAUAUGCUAAUCCGUGUACAUAAGUUAAAGUAUUAUUGCUUCUUCAUAUCAGUGACGGCGUCAUCAUAGGUGUCAAUCGUAUGGAAUUGUUGCAGAGAUUCGUUCGAGGUUGGUUAAGGUUCCAUCACUCUUACACACACACACACACACACACACACACACACACACACACACACACACAGGCUCUGCCAUUCAUAUCAGACACUAAGAGACAAACCAAGAACAGCUUUUGUUCCUUUGCUGUGUGGCCUGGAUGAUCGCGCUCCUCAAACGAAUAAACAAAAUGCUGGAACUAACCGCACAAUACAGAAAUGACAAAAACGCAAAACCACACAUGAUGUGCUAAAAUAAACACACAAGGGUUUGAAAUUGUAAAAUAGAUAUAUAAAACUGUAUUGAUUAUGUAGCAAAUCUUUCCACUUUCAUACUUGUAAUCGACAAGUAUACUGUAGCAUACAAUGUAUAAAAGUACAAGGUGUUUAAUUGUUUUAUAAAGGAAUUUAGUAGUUCUAUCUGUGGCAACCUGUCUACACUGUACCGAAUGGUUUGGCCCGGUGAAAUGCAAGCCCUCUUACUAAAGGCACGGUCACAGACAUAACAAUACAGUAUCUCCUUCUAGAAUUAUGCAAGUCCCUUUAAACAGGUCUACUUUUACUGCUUUUUUAAUCGAUUUGUUUAUUUAUGUACAGGAACCACCAGCCCAGUUUGGUCACUGUUUGGAUAUUUUGGAUACUUUUUUGCUGCUAUUGAAUUACUACUGCUGUUAUAAAUAGUUUGUCAUAUUCCUCACUACUGGUAACACUUCUCUUAUUAUACCUCUUACUUUUUUUGCUGCAUUUGACUUUUGUGUAUUUUUUAUUUUCUCGAGGUCCGAGAAAGAAUGGAGAACGGAGCUUGGCCUAAUUAUUGACGAGUAGAUCUUUCCGUGAUUGUACUAUGGCACGCAAGUGGGUUUUUAUUUUCUGUUUUCUUCUUGUGGUUGUGUUUAAACUUUGUUGUUUCUUUCUAAACAGUUACCACCAACUUGUACAGUUUUCACUUUAUCAACACUACUGAGAAACGGAAAGGUCACAUUGCAGCAUCAUCAACGCCGUUACUGUCUACAUGGUGUCAUUAUGGUGUUGCCCUGGUGUGGUUUGUGGUUAUGGAGUUACCAUAAAGUUAUUGUGGUGUCAUCAAGGACUUGUCAUGAUGGUGUCGAUCAUAGUAACACCAUUUGACCACUUUUUACCCUGAUGUUGUCAUGGUGUUACAGUGAGGUUACUAUGGUGUCAUCAUGGUGUUCGAAUGAUGCUACCUUGGUGUUGCUGGCAAUCACAUUAUUGCAACAUAACCAUUUUGAGUACAGUGAUGUUCUUCUGUGUACGGUGGUGUCUCACAGUGAAACUUUGAAGUUACUGACAUGGCAUCAUGAUGUUACCAAAAGGGUGGUGUCAUCCUAGUGUUAUUGUGAUCACUGGAAUGUCAUCAUGGUCUGAACUUGAGGUUACUAUAGUGUCAUCAUAGUGUUCUCAUGGUGUCUCUGACAGUCAUGGUAACACCAUAUGACCUAGUUGACCACUACCCUAUCAAUGCCCUUGUAUCAUCAUGAGGUCACUGUGGUGUCAUCAUAGUGUUACGCGAUUACACCAUGGCGUUCUCCUAAUGUUACCAUGGCAUUGUUGGCGAUCAUGGUAACACCAUACCACCCACAACAGGUGCAUGGUCAAGUUGUUACCAUGAGGCUGCUCUGGUCUCAGCAUGAUGUUACUCUGGUGUCACCGUUGUGCUCUCAUGACUGUUCCACAAUGUUGUUGACAAUCACCACAUGACCAAGAUGGGCACUAUCAGUACAAUCUCUGUCAAACAGGAAGCAGAAUCACCACAAAACAAGUAGAGGGCUGGUGCAAUGCAUGCUGGGAGUUCUCAAAGGAUUCCAACUUAGAGAAGGGUUGGGCUGUGUCUCGGUCUGAAUAAACUGUGCCCAAUUUGUAUUUCAAAUAUACUAAGUAAUCAUCUAGUUACAAUUUAUUACAAUGAAGGGGUAGAAUUAACGAUAAAACUAGUUUACAGAAGCUGUCGGCUUUGCGUGUCUACAUAAAUGGUGGCCAUAUUAUGAGUGCCAUAAUAUAUUGAUAUGGUAAGAUACGAUGUACCUUGGAAAUCAC
Molecule: messenger RNA, 5563 nt
Organism: Neoarius graeffei (lesser salmon catfish)
Lineage: Eukaryota; Metazoa; Chordata; Actinopteri; Siluriformes; Ariidae
Product: neuronal tyrosine-phosphorylated phosphoinositide-3-kinase adapter 1
Exons: 8
Coding region: 267-3221 (984 amino acids)
Biological process (GO): neuron projection morphogenesis; phosphatidylinositol 3-kinase/protein kinase B signal transduction
Source: RefSeq, a predicted model, not a curated record